Ostreococcus lucimarinus CCE9901 is the source of this 1587-nucleotide messenger RNA. RefSeq lists its product with no specific name. NCBI's taxonomy places the organism in Eukaryota, Viridiplantae, Chlorophyta, Mamiellophyceae, Mamiellales, Bathycoccaceae. The record is from RefSeq and is a predicted model, not a curated record. Gene Ontology annotation, biological process: regulation of mitochondrial mRNA stability; mitochondrial RNA processing. Bases 1 to 1587 code for a protein of 528 amino acids. Gene Ontology annotation, cellular component: ribonucleoprotein granule; mitochondrial matrix. Gene Ontology annotation, molecular function: RNA binding. The transcript has a single exon.
AUGUUCAAGCCGCAGGAACUGUCGAACGCGUUUUGGGGAUUGGCCAAGGCGAAGAGCGAUACCGUGGGAUUGUGGUUGAUAUUGGGAGACUUGAUACGAGCGUCGUUGAUGGUGGAUAAAGGGACGGAUCAUCAGAACGGAUGGACGCCGCAAGGGGUGUCGAACGCGGCGUGGAGCUUGGGGGCGAUGACGGAGACGACGCGACGAGGCGUGUUCGAGGAGAGCGCGCUGGGACGCGAGCUCGCACGUGGGAUCGCGGUGGCGGUGGAAGAACGAGUUGAGAUGUUCAAUCCGCAAGAAUGUGCGAAUACGAUGUCUGGGUUCGCGAAGUGUGGGUCGAGCGUGCGAGAAGACGCCGAAGUAGGUGUCAAGGCGUUGUGCUCGCGAUUGAAGCGAGAACGCGCGUGGUUCUCCGGCGGCGAGUUUCAGUGCCAGCACGUCUCCAACGUUAUUUGGGCGUGCGCGAAGUUGAACAUGAGCGAUGAUGCGGAAUUGAUCGCUAUAUUCGUCGACGCGGCAAACGAGUACGCGAACAAGUUCAACGCGCACGAACUCUCGAUGGUUCUGUGGGCGCUCGCGAAUCUCGCCGUCGACGAUCACAAAGUCAUGCACGCGCUCGCAAAGUCGAUGGCGAGGAAAGCGGACGAAUCAUCGGCGCAGCAAAUCGCGACGUCAGCGCACGCGAUGGCAAAGCUCGGGAUUUAUAACUCACAGAUAAUGAAGGCUUACAAGGAUCACGCCGCGGCGCGCAGAGAUGAAUUUCAGCCGCGCGACAUCGCGUUCUUGGCGUGGUCGUUCGCAAAACUCGACAUCAAGGCACCAGAACUGUUUGAAAUGUUUAGCGCUGUGGUGUGUGAGAUGUUGUUCGACGUCGAGUUUCAAACCUUUUCGCCACACCACUUGACGAUGGUGUUGUGGUCGUUCGCCAUGCUCAACGAAAAUACGCAAGAGGUUUUACCAUACAUCGUGCGGGCGAUGAAGUCCAUGAUCGACGAGUUCAAUCCGCGAGAUUUGACGAACACGGCGUGGGCGCUCGCCGCGCUCGGAUGCGACGACAAUGAAUUAAUCAAAGCACUGGGCGCGUGCGCACAAAUGAAGCUCAACGACUUUAAUUCGCAGGAGCUUUUAAAGUUCCUCGGUUCGUACGAGCGACUCGGCGUUGAAGACGCUUCACUCGCCAAAGCCGUGUCGGCGCGGCGUACGUUGUCGUACGAGUUUCCCUCAAUGAACGCUACCAUCGAGCUCACCGCGGCGACACCGCAGAGUUACAAAGGUACCGAUCGUGUCCGCGUCGACGAUAGCUGUGGGGGAUGGGGAAGAGGAAACACGGGUGUGGCACUGUGGGAAGGAAGUUUUGUUUUAGCGGAGUGGUUAUCUCGACAGAAAUCGCCGCUCGCGACGGAGGGCGUCGCUAAGGCGCUCGGUGGAGCUUGGGACGACGAUUGGAAGGGUAAAGUAUGCGUUGAACUCGGUGCUGGUUUAGGUUUACCGUCCGUAGUCGCUUCCAAACUUGGCGCGCACGUUGUCGCUACCGACGGUACGUUUCGCGCGUCUUCUUUCGACUUGUUCGUCCUUCGCCACUGUUAA